Molecule: messenger RNA, 666 nt
Organism: Coccidioides posadasii C735 delta SOWgp
Lineage: Eukaryota; Fungi; Ascomycota; Eurotiomycetes; Onygenales; Onygenaceae
Biological process (GO): attachment of spindle microtubules to kinetochore
Cellular component (GO): DASH complex; spindle microtubule
Source: RefSeq, a predicted model, not a curated record
AUGUUCGCCAGUGCACUCCUGGGGCCUCAUGAUAUAACCACCCUUAUCCGGGACACCGAGGCCCAUGAACGUGCUCUUUUCUCUGCUGACCCCUCUACAAACAGCACGAAGCAUCGACGGGCGACCCGGAGAGGCACGAUGUUCCCCACAGAAGGAGAAAAGGAAACAAUGGUUAGCCGAAUCCAUUCCGCCAAAAACCACCGGAAUCAAUCGGCUGUUGCACGGGUGCUGGGAGGUGAUAUGAUGGAGGCAAUCAGAAAAUCUGCGAAUGCGCCUUCGCACCGGACCAACCGGGGAGAGAUGAACAUCGAGAUCCUGUUACGGGGCGCUGAGAUGCUUUGCAAAGUUUAUCCAGUUGCGGGAGCCAAAGAGAAAAUAGCAUCUCUCAGGCAACGCUAUCAAGAAGUAUCCGAAUCGGUAGCCCGCCUAGAAGAGCGUGUUUCCUACCAAACAGAGCAAUUGGAGCAAAUGAAUCUUUCGGGCUCAUAUCGCAGUGACUACUAUGACACUCAACAACCGGAGCCAGUACAGCAGCAUACGGCGGAUAUCACAGAUGAGGAUAUCGAGCGUGAACUUGAGGAGAUCCGGGAGCUGGAGCUUCGGAAGCGAACCCUUGAAAAUCGGGUCAGUGGGAUGGAGAGAGAUCUAGGAGGUCUUCUGCGAUAG